Molecule: messenger RNA, 2543 nt
Organism: Podarcis muralis (Common wall lizard)
Lineage: Eukaryota; Metazoa; Chordata; Lepidosauria; Squamata; Lacertidae
Gene: SETD6
Product: SET domain containing 6, protein lysine methyltransferase
Biological process (GO): peptidyl-lysine monomethylation
Cellular component (GO): nucleus
Molecular function (GO): protein-lysine N-methyltransferase activity; protein binding
Source: RefSeq, a predicted model, not a curated record
CGCCCCGUAGCGUCAGAUGAGCCUUUUCCCCGCGCGCAGGCUCAUCUGGGCAUUCGUGGUUCCGGGUGCGUCCGGCAUGGCGAAAGCGGCCAAGUGCGCCAAGGUGGAGGAGGCGGCGGUGGCGUCGAGUGACUCGGGCGCCCUCUCCGCCUUCCUGGGCUGGUGCGCCGACGCGGGCCUGGAGCUGAGCGCUAAGGUCAGCGUGAGCAGAGAGGGCACAGUAGCUGAUUAUGGCUUGGUGGCCAGGGAAGACAUUGAGGCAGGAGAAGUCCUUUUCACCAUCCCAAGAACGGCAGUCCUUUCGCAGUACACAAGCCCCCUUUCUUCCCUACUAGAGAAAGAGCAAGCCUCUCUGGAGAGUCAGUCCGGCUGGGUUCCACUCCUGCUUUCUUUGCUUCAUGAAUCCACAGCCAGUGAUUCUCGUUGGGGGCCUUAUUUGUCACUGUGGCCUAACUUCAGGGGUCUGGAUCACCCCAUGUUCUGGAGUAAAGAAGAGCAGAUGAGACUUCUGCAAGGAACAGGGAUUCCAGAAGCUGUGGACAAGGACUUGGCCAAUAUCCAGACAGAGUAUUCCACCAUCAUCCUGCCUUUCCUGAAGGACCACCCAGAUAUAUUUGACCCUGAGGUGCACACUCUGGAGCUCUACAAGAAGCUGGUGGCCUUCGUCAUGGCAUACAGUUUCCAGGAGCCUUUGGAUGAAGAAGAGGAAGAUGAGGAGGAGCCCAAUCCCCCAGUGAUGGUGCCCAUGGCAGAUCUCUUGAAUCACGUGGCUGACCACAAUGCCAACUUGGAAUAUUCACCAGAGGUAUUGAAAAUGGUUGCGACUCAGUCCAUCUGCAAAGGCCAAGAGAUCUUCAACACUUAUGGGGAGAUGGCAAACUGGCAGCUCCUCCACAUGUAUGGCUUUGCUGAACCGUAUCCUGGCAACACAAACGAUGCUGCUGACAUCCAGAUGCUGACACUACGCAAAGCAGCACUGCAAGCUACAAAGACAGAAGCUCAAUGGCAGCUGGUCUUGGAGCAGUGGGACUUUCUCUGCCAGAUGGAGAUGGUGGGUGAGGAAGGGGCUUUUGUGAUCAGCUGGGAGAGAGUCUUAACUGAAGAAGAGCUGGCCAUGGCAUUGAAGGUGCUGACUAUGUCUGCAGAUGAGUUCAAGGAGUUUAAGGAGCAAGAGACCCAGGAACCCAAAGCAGGCGAGGAUGGUGCUAUGUUCCUGAUGCUCUCAAAUACUACUAUACCAAGGCUUGAAACCUCCUGGAAGAAGCUGCUCUUUGAUGCUACACUGCUAACCCUGAAGUCAUACAGCUCAGACUUAAAAGCAGAGGAAGAAAUGCUCAGAGACCCUCAAGCUUAUUCAAAACUAAGCUGCCGGGAGAAGUUUGCCCUGCAAGUGCGUUAUGGCCAGAAGAUGAUUUUGCACCAGUUGCUGGAGCUAACAAGCUAGCUGCAGCUGAGGAAGGCAAGUGCUGUUGGCCUGGGAGGCUUAGCUAAAGGUUUCUAUAAAGGCAGAGGCAUUUAUUUUUAUAUAAAAAUGUGUUUCUGUGAGUAUCAAUUACAUCCGCAGGUAGCAAAAGACAAUAUCUGUUUCUGAAUCUGAAGGACAUAGCAGUGGGAAAUAAUAGGACGGCAAACAUCUUCCUAGUUUUGUUUUUGAGAAAUUGGAACCUGCAGGCCACAAGCCUUCAGUGUGGCUUGCUUCUUAAUUGGUACUCCAGGAGAUGCUGUCUCUGCACAAGACAUUCCAUGUCAUAGUGCAGCUACUGUGGCCUUCAUUAAUUUUAUCUAAUUCACUCUUUAGCCAUAUGAGCCAGUAGUGCCUGCCAAUUCAAUAAAUGUGUUUGAAGCUCCUUUUUUUGGGAAUGUUUUGCAUCUAAAGUGGCCUCCAACAAUUAUCCUUGAGGUUGGGCAACCUAGGAAAAGUCACUCAAUCCUUGUUCUGUAUAAGGCUACCAAUUUACACAGCACAGAAUUGACACAACUGGGGAAUCUGUGUUUCUGUAGAUGCAUUUGGACAACUCCAAUCAUCCCUGACCAUUAUGGGCCAGGCCAGGCCAGCUGAGACUAAUGGAAGUUGGAGUCAAAGGACACCUGGAAAGCCAGUUUCCCCACCUCUUAGGACCCCCUGUACAUUAAAUCAGCUGGUAAGAUGGCCAAGUUUACAACACCUGUGAGACCCAGUAAAUAUGGCAUUAGUUAUAUGGGAUGUCCCCCUCUCCUGAAGGACUGUGAUCAGAUCUAGCACCCUAGAUGCAGAUGUUUGCACUGCUGAACAAAGAUUAACAUGUUUCAUUUGCUUACUGUCUAGAUGCUCUUCCUCAUCCCUGGGAAUGUUCAUGCUUCUUUGAAGUUGAAAAAAUGUUCCUAAAAACAUUAUCAUUGUUAAGUCUAUUAUUAUUAUAUUUUACAUUUUGAAUGCCUUUGUAGAAUCUUUUACUUUUUCCAACCUUCUUCCCAUCCCACCUCUGGCCAGAUGAGCUGCAUAGAUGUAUAGUUUGACUAGGCUUGGAGUUUUUAAACAAUAAAAUUUAUUUGUAUUGAUAAGU